Molecule: messenger RNA, 1302 nt
Organism: Spodoptera exigua (beet armyworm)
Lineage: Eukaryota; Metazoa; Arthropoda; Insecta; Lepidoptera; Noctuidae
Source: the annotation of a GenBank genome assembly
AUGACCCAAGAAUUGAAAAAGGUAUCCCCUGCAGUUUACGGUAAAGUUACGCCGCCAGUAAUGGAGAAAGGUAAAGUGACUUAUUGUACCGACUUGGAGAAGUCCGUGAUAAUGAGCAACUUCGAGCGUCGCGGUUGGAUCCAAGUGGGGCCCGACGAUGAAUGGAACUUUUACUGGUCCUUCACACAAAAUUGCCGAACAAUUUUCAGCAUCGAGAGCGGUUACCGAAUGAGCGACAACCAAAUGAUAAAUCACUUCCCAAACCAUUAUGAACUGUCACGCAAAGAUUUGUUAGUAAAAAAUAUCAAAAGAUAUAGAAAAGAACUUGAGAAAGAAGGUAAUCCUCUAGCUGAAAAAACAGAGGUUGUUUUGCCUAAUGGACAAGUGAUAAGUCGCUACAUACACUUGGAUUUUAUACCAGUUACCUACGUACUGCCAGCUGACUACAACAUGUUCGUCGAAGAAUACAGAAAAUCUCCCCAGAGCACGUGGAUAAUGAAACCGUGCGGGAAGUCUCAAGGGGCUGGAAUAUUUCUAAUAAAUAAACUUUCGAAACUCAAGAAGUGGUCUCGUGAAGCGAAAACUCCGUUCCAUCCCCAGUUGACUAGUAAAGAAAGUUAUGUGAUAUCGCGGUACAUCGACAACCCGCUCUUAAUUGGCGGGAAGAAAUUCGACCUACGACUGUACGUGCUGGUGACGUCAUUCCGCCCAUUAAAAGCGUACUUAUUCCAACACGGCUUCUGUAGAUUCUGUACAGUGAAAUACGAUACGAGUGUCACUGAGCUCGAUAAUAUGUACGUGCAUUUGACUAAUGUUAGCGUACAGAAACACGGCGGCGACUACAACAGUUUGCACGGUGGGAAAAUGAGUAUCCAAAACUUCCGUUUGUAUCUGGAGGGCACGAGAGGGCGAUCUGUUACUGACAAAUUGUUUGCUGAAAUGCAAUGGCUUAUUGUUCACUCUUUGAAAGCUGUCGCCCCGGUUAUGGCUAACGAUCGCCACUGUUUUGAAUGUUACGGAUACGAUAUAAUAAUAGACAAUACUCUAAAACCUUGGCUUGUUGAAGUGAAUGCUUCGCCGUCUCUGCAGUCGACGACUCAUAAUGAUAGAAUUUUGAAAUACAAAUUGAUAGAUAAUAUAGUAUCGGUAGUAGUCCCGCCUGAUGGUAUUCCUGAUGCGAGGUGGAACAAGAUUCCCACAGCUGAAGCGCUCGGUGACUUUGAACUGUUGAUAGAUGAGGAGCUUAUAGAGAGAGAAGACGCUAAUUCUCGCUACAACAAAUAUCAUCGCGUUAGACAAUAA